Messenger RNA from Eucalyptus grandis, 857 nucleotides. Its product is annotated as putative germin-like protein 2-1. NCBI's taxonomy places the organism in Eukaryota, Viridiplantae, Streptophyta, Magnoliopsida, Myrtales, Myrtaceae. Gene Ontology annotation, cellular component: cell wall. The record is from RefSeq and is a predicted model, not a curated record. Gene Ontology annotation, molecular function: manganese ion binding.
AACUCCUGUAAAGUGCUAACUUAAGCAGAGUUUUCAUCAUCUUCCUGACGUUCGCUUAUAUAGCAGUACAAAAAGGAAGUUUGAGAUAUGGCAAAGAAUAUUCUCCUUUGCUGCGUCCUCGCCAUCGCAUGCGCCAUAGCGGUGGCCUCUGAUCCUGCACCCUUGCAAGAUUUCUGUGUUGCAGAUCUCAAUAGCCAAGUACUGGUUAAUGGUUUUGCUUGCUUGGACCCCAAGCUUGUGACCGCCGACAACUUCUUGUCCGGGCUCGACAAGCCAGGCAAUGUGUCGAACCCGGAGGGCUCGGCGAUCACCCCAGCCACAGUCGGACAGAUACCAGGGCUCAACACUCUGGGCAUCUCCUUGGUAAGGAUUGACUUUGCCCCGUGGGGUAUCGUCUCCCCCCACACCCACCCCCGUGCCACCGAGAUUUUGGUGGUCAUUGAAGGCACGCUGCUCGUCGGCUUCGUCACGUCCAACCCCGACAACAAGCUGAUCACCAAGGUUCUCCAGAAGGGUGACGUGUUCGUGUUCCCCGAGGGACUCAUUCACUUCCAACAGAAUGUGGGCCCGGGGAAUGCCUUCUCCUUCUCCGGCCUAAGCAGCCAGAACCCGGGUGUGAUUCUGGUUCCAGAUACGGUCUUCGGGUCGACUCCGCACAUCGCCACUGAUGUUCUCGCCAAGGCUUUCCAGGUGGACAAGUCCAUAGUUGACCAGAUUGAAGCGAAAUUCUAGUGAAUGACUUAUGUUCUUGUGUUUAGUUUUCUUGGAGAAGAUGUGACAGAAAUUGUUGGGUUAUAUUAUUUUUAUUGUGUGCCUCUGGCAAAUUAAGAAGAUAUACUUGUAUGCUUUACAAUGUC